AUUUUAGUUUUCAUUUCUUCUCAUCUUUCUCUCUCAAAUAAUUUCAAUCUCAAUAUUUCUCAAAUGUAGCAAAAAGAAAUCCAAACCCUAAAAGUUCUCUUUUUCUCUCUCUCUUACUCUUUCAUUUUCUCGCAAAGGUAAACUGGGUCGAGCUAAUAGAAAAAGAUGAGCAAAGAACAAGCGCCUGAGCCACUCGAUUUCUUCAUUUGGACUGUUGAGGAUGUCGGGAUGUGGUUGGAAGAGAUAAAUCUCGGUAGCUAUCGUCUGAUUUUCAAAGAAAACGGUGUCAAUGGGGAAUACCUAGAAGGCAUGUCUAUGUUUACAACUGAACAGAUUCUUCGGUUUAUAAGACGAUGCCAUAUGAAAUGGGGAGACUUCAUCACUCUAUGCAAGGAACUUAGACGAAUAAAAGUGGCUUGUCUAAAGGGAGAGCAAAAAGUUCGCAGGCCGUGGUGGGCACCUUCAUGCCUUUCGUUAGUCUUUCUCAAGGUGGCAAAACGGAACAGACAAUCGCGCGUUGUUUCCUUGAAGCUCGAACCGUGAUGCUAUGUAUGUAUAAUGUAGCUUUUUUUUUUUCCUAUUGUUCAGGGAGCAAAAAUUCAGGGGAAAAAUGCCGAACUGUUUUUUUUAAGUUGUUGAUAGUUCUUCCUUCAAGAACUCUGUUAAGCAUACAAAGCUUUCCCUAAAUAUAUAUUUGUUAUAUGUUUGAUUUUAUAAUUGUAUCACCACUCUCGUUUUGUGAA
Molecule: messenger RNA, 743 nt
Organism: Gossypium raimondii (Peruvian cotton)
Lineage: Eukaryota; Viridiplantae; Streptophyta; Magnoliopsida; Malvales; Malvaceae
Exons: 4
Coding region: 166-543 (125 amino acids)
Molecular function (GO): protein binding
Source: RefSeq, a predicted model, not a curated record